AUGAAACCAAGUCGGGCACAAUACAGGCGAAAAUGGGUUGCUGCAGCUAGAACAUUACAAAAUACAAACCAUCAUGAUCCUAACAUGGACAAUCAUCCCACUGUUGACCAACAUCCCAAUGUUGACCUUGAUCAGUUGAUUGAACUUCCUUUAAACUCUGUAUUACCAGACAAUAGUGACCCAGACAAUAGUGAUCCAGAAAUAGAUGAAGAACAAUCUGAACCAAGUCGAAAACGUCUUUGUGGUGCUGCAAAUGGUUCCUUGCAUGAGGAGGGUGAUAUAGGUGUAUAGGAAAUGAAUGUAGCUCUGAUAGCGAAGAUGAUUUAAAUGAUGAAUCUCUUCAGGGCGCGCUAGCUAGUUGGGCCAAUGAGUUUCUAGUUAAACACAAUGCAAUGGAUAGCUUGCUUGCGCUUCUUAAAAAGAGGGGUCACCCAAAUUUACCCAGUUCUGCUCGUACACUGUUGGGUACAAAAAGAUCUAUUUCUGUUCAAGUGAAGUCUGGAAUGGAUUAUGUUUAUCUGCCUCUAGCUGCUGAAUUGUUGAAACAUUUUAAGAGACAUCCUCCCAAUAUAGUUGACCAUAUUGAUUCAUUUGAGAUUUCUCUAAAUGUUGAUGGGUUGCCCUUAUUUAAGAGUUGUAACAAAACUUUAUGGCCUGUUCUCUGUGCAAUUGUGAAUGUAAAACCAGUAGUAGUUUUUCCUGUUGUUCUAGCCUAUGGGAACUCCAAACCAAAAGAUUUGGAAUUUUUGGAAAAUGUUAUCAGGGAUUUGGGUGAUGUCCUUGAGAAUGGUCUGCAAGAUGGUAAUAGAGUUCUUCCUGUAAGUUUGAGGUGUGUUGUGUGUGAUGCCCCUGCAAGAGCACUUGUCAAAGGUACCAAAUUAUGCUCAGGGUAUUUUGGUUGCGACAAGUGUGCGCAAAAAGGCAUGUGGGUUGGUAGAGUAUUUUACCCUUUAAUUAAGGAUAUUGACUUGCGAUCUGAUUAUUCCUUUCGGGAGCAGGUUAAUGAGGGACAUAAUUUAAGUGUGAGUCCUUUUUAUACUUUACCAAUCGAUAUGAUUAAAAAGUUUCCUAUCGACUAUAUGCACCAGCUGUGUUUGGGAGUGACUAGAAAGUUGAUUUUGACUUGGAUUAGAGGUAGCUGGGAAGUCAAAUUGUCAGCUGGUCAAGUCGAGGAGAUCAGUAAUAGAUUAACAGGUCUGAAACCAUUUGUUCCAAGUUUCUUUGCACGUAAACCAAGAGGCAUGGCAGAAAUUGAUAGGUGGAAGGCAACUGAGUAUAGGCAAUUUCUUGUGUAUACUGGUCAGAUAGUUCUCAGUGGUAUACUAAGGCCUGAUCUAUAUGAUCACUUCUUAUGCCUUAGCGUUGCUAGUUCCAUACUGAUAUGCCCUAGGUUAGCUUUGCUUCAUAGACCGUAUGCUAAGCAACUGAUGGAAUACUUUGUGGAGCAGGGGAAGGUUUGAUAUGGCAACGAGUUUCAAGUGUAUAAUGUGCAUAACAUGAUACAUUUGGCUGAUGAGGUCCAGGAGUAUGGAAGCUUGGAUGCAUGCAGUGCAUUUCCAUUCGAAAAUUACAUUUACAUUGUAUUUCCAUUCGAAAAUUACAUGCAGAAAUUAAAAAGAUUGGUUCGUUCUGGAAAGAACCCUAUUGCGCAGAUAGCCAAACGACUAAGUGAGAGCUAUGGUGCCAUCCCGCAGUCCCGAGAAGCAGUAAUCAGUCUGAAGAAACCGGACAAUUGUUUUAUACUGACUGAUUCAUCUUGUUGUGAGGUACUUGAUAAAUCUAAUCAUCCCGAUCAUGGCGAAAAUAAAUAUUUGUGUUGUGUAUAUGAGAGGACUGAAGCUGUAUUUCAUAGACCAUGUGAUUCUCGCCUCAUUGGUGUGCACAAAGGAAAUCCACGGUGAAUAACUAUGAAAGUUGUGUGUCAGCACAAUCCCUCAACAGAAAUGCAAUGAAGGUUGAUCUUGGUCCCAACAAGAUUGUUUUUAUGACUAUCCUACACAGAAUAAAAUAGCAAAGGUAUUGUAUGUGCCUGUCCUAAUAGUUACAAUAAUGUGACUAUUUCCUUGUGGGAUAAAUGAAAAUGAAACUAUAGAAAGUUAAAAGUAAAAUUUACAAAUUUUUUCAUUGCUCAAAUAAUUGUAGCAAUAGCAUAGGAAUAUUUGCUUUUGCUUGGGAAUAUCCAAACAUAAAAUGCUGCUGGUAUAUAGUCUAUAACUGCAAAUAUAUAUCUUUUUCAUUGAAGAUGACUACCACUGGUUUUGCUGUUGUCGAGUUUGUCGAUGAAAAGUCAGUUGAGAUAAUUUGUGAAAAAUGGACGGAGACAUGUGAUGGGGUAAGUAUGGCAACUUUCAGUACCAUGUUAGUUUGAGGAUGUCAUAUAUUUUGCAAAAGAUAGUUAAACAACAGAACCAGCUCUAUGGUUAGUAUUUUAUAAUGCAAGGUGUCUAUUUUUAUCUUAGGUUAUGUACAGCUACUGGCCACAGUUAAAUGCAAAAGGAGAAGCUAAAAAAGCUGAGAUCCCCGACAAAGAAUUAUGGAAGAAGUAUAAAAUAAGAGUGCUGUCAUACACAGGUAUUAAUGUAUUUUAGUAUAAAUUUUCUAUUUUAUAUCAGCUUUCACAUGCAUGCAAUUCACCUAUAAAUCUGUUGCAAUAUUUAUUGCUACAAGCAUCAAUUAUUGUGUUGCAAAAUAAUAGUGAUAAAAGAGUAGCCAAGUUUCAUUGUUUAGAGAACACAAGCGAAAAAAGGCCGAAGAAAAAUGCUGUCAUUAAACCAUUAACGCCCCAGCGCUUUCCCCUUGACAUGUAAAGUCAUCUGACAUCACCUAGGGUAAAAACAUGUGUGUCAAUUGAAGACUUUAUGUUCACAGUAGUUUGUCAUGAUGUGUAUUGUUUUUACACCAUUUUUUACAGUAUGUGUACCUCUGUAUUGUCCAUAUUAGAGAGGUACAACUGUAUUUGAAUUUCAGUCGUUGUACCAUUUUCUAAUGCCUUUUAGAUAAUUUCAAGAUGGCUCAAAAGUGGUUAAAAAAAGCUGAAGAAACAUCAAAUGUUGAUUCAGAGUCUGAUUCAGAUGGUUGUGCAAGAAGAAAGAGGUCAAAACCUAACACCCGAAGAAAGAGAAGUCGACCAGGAGGUUACCAUUAUGCUGAACUGUCGGAAUGUUUCGAUGGUAAGUUUCAACCUGUAAGUUUUAAUUACUAUUUAUAAGUGAGACUUGAAUGAUGUGGUUUCUUGCACUUCACUUGGUGGAAUUAAUAUUAGAAUGUUAGGGUUUGUAAUCCAAGUGACUAUAUACAUUUUAAGACCUGACCAGGAACGACUGCGAAAAAUGCAGCACAAGGUCCUCUGGUAGGAAUUGAACCUACGGCCCUGCAUUACAAACCCUAACAUUCUAAUAUUAAUUCCACCAAGUGAAGUGCAAGAAACCACAUCAUUCAAGUCCACCUUAUCACAACCCGCACACCCGAUUACCUAUAUAUACAUGAACUUACGGUUGCAGCUCAACAGCUGGCCUCUGUAGCUCAGUUGGUUAGCGCUGCACCGGAAUCGCAGGGCCGUAGAUUUCUAUGCUUAAAAAACAACUAUAACUUUCAUCAUUUGAACAGUUUGAAAAUGUAUUUGGAAUAGGUUUAACUUAAUGUUUAAGUUCCCUGUUUAAGACUAGAAAACAUACGAGUCUUCUCAUUUCAUGGGAAUAUCCUGAGUCUGCAAUCACGGCUUCAAUUUUUGAAUUGCAGAAUAAUUAGAUGCACUAUCUAGUGUAUAUAAGAUAUCUAUGAUUACAAGCCCUAACAUUCUAAUAUUUAGAAGUGAAUUUGUUUGAAUUUUUUCCCAUUACAAAAGUCCAAUAGGAUCCUCUAGGAAUUCCAGUAGCAAAUUCAGACUCUUACUUAUACGAAUAGACUAAUUACAGUAUUUCUAAAGGAUUUCCUUGAAGCAUAAAAUAUUCUAAUACGAUUUUAAAGGAAUUCCAAUAAAAAUACAUUGUAUGACUGCAGCCAAAUUUCUUUUUGGAAUCCUACAUACAACAAUAAAGUUGACCCAUUGAAUAUGGGUCAAUAACUUUUACCAAUAUAAUGUAACUGUACAUGUACUUUAUUCUCUCACAUAAAGGCAAUGAAACGGAUAAUCUGGCACGCGAAGAAAAUUUAACAUGUCCUGCUCUCACACCACUUCUUCCUGCAGCACCCAUAUUUCCUGUUGCAUCAUCCCCUGGACUAAAUAGAAAUGGAGAUUUCUCAGCUGCCCUUAUAUCUGCGGUUAACACUGUCUUUGAUUCAAUACCAAGUGGUGAGAACACUCCAGAAUUGAUUAAUUAGAAGUACGAUCACAGUUCCAUGUUUAUACAUUGCAGCUACUGUAACUUUUGAGAUUGCUUUUAUCUUUGCGCAGAUGUAAGCUGUGAUAGUCGUCCAUUACAUUCAAGUAUUCCUUGUACAUCUACCAGUAGUCCAAAUUAUUCAAAUUCUCAAAGACAACAUCAACGUAAGUUUGAAAAAUCCGUCCUUGUUAUGAUUACAUACACGCAUUGUCGAAGAGGUUAACAUACACUAUCUUUGAUCCAACUCCGAUUGGUGAGAGCACUUCUGAAUUGAUUAAUUAGAAGCAAAUCGCAGUUCCAUGUUCACUCAUUGCAGCUACUAUAACUUUUGGAAUUGCUUUUAUCCUUGCAUAGAUGUACUUAACAGCCUGAAUAAUGUGAGCAGUGGUAGUCGUCCAGUUCACUCAAGUAUCCCUUGUACACCUACCAGUACUCCAAAUUAUUCAAAUUCUUAUAGACAGCAUCAAAGUAAGUUUAAAAAUUUGUGCUUGUUAUGACUACAUAUUAGACGUAUCGUCUACACACGUAAAAAUCUUGCAUCUUGUAACAAGUCUGCCAACAAGCCAUCAACAAGAUGUAUUCGCACUGCUUGUCACAAGUUGUCAACAGGUUUGGAACAACUUGUUGACAACUUGUAACAACCUUGUCGAAAUUAUCAGACCUGUUGCAAGGUUGUUCUGACAAGUCCGUUACAAGCUUGAAAUAAUAAGAUUGUUACAACCUUGUGUUGACAACCUUGUAACAUCCUUGUUAUAUCAUGGCUGUAACAAACGUGUUAGCACAGUCUUGUAACAAGGCUGAUAAUACCAUCAAGCUUGUUACAAGUUGUUAACAGCUUGUUUCAAACUUGUUACAACAAAACUGGGAACAAGCAGUGCGAACACAACUUGUUGACAGCUUGUGAACAGACUUGUAACAACUUGUUUGCAGACUUGUUACAACUUGUGCGUUUUUACGUGUGUAACAGCUUAACAUACUGUAUACAUGCAUGCUCUUUACUUUUAUAUUUAACACCAGUGUAUUGUAAAUAGCUUUUUGCAAGCACAAAUUUCAUUUUUUUUCAAAAAUUUCAAACCAAACCACAGUGUAAUUUAUGGUUGCAUGCCCUCAUUGUUAUACAAUUUAACUAGUACCAUUACCAAUUCCUAGAUGGAUUGAACAAAAGCACAACGAACCUUAACAAUGAGAAUCCAGUGUUAACACACAAUGGUAAAUCAACUUCCACCAAACAGGAUCAACAAGACAGUAAGUUACUAUAUUUGACCACAUUAUUCAUGACCAAGACCCGAUAUUGGAAAUGUUGAUCCUUGACCAUCGUAUUAUAAAACUGAACAAGAGUACAUAUAUAAAAUACAAUGUUCAGUGGUUGAAACGUCUCUAGAAAGGGUUAUUUAGCUAUAUAAGAUACACAGUUUCCUCCAACCAGAAAUUUAUUUAGUGUGUAAUGGAGUACUAAAUCCAAAGUGUUUUUGAAAAUUUGAAGAUAAAGAUUAAAGCAUAGCAUAUGAAUUUCUAACGAGACUAUAAAUAAAACUUAUUUGUUGAAAUUUUCGUUAUAUUGUAACUACAAAACAAAAUUAGAUACGAAACAUCAGCAAUUUUUUGUAACGUCUUGUUUGAAAUUGUAUGCUGGGCUUUUAAUAUAUUCAUCAAAUUGCGCUUAUCAAUUGUUAAGUUUGUAAGACACUAAGACUAGCAUGUGUAGUUUUCCACCACUGCCAAUUAAUAUUCAAAGAAGUUGGUAUUGAUGGUAAAAUCUCGAACGGUCUUUGACAGUGUAGGUAGUGAUAGAUUCAAAGCUAGGAACGUGGGUAGGAUUUCAACCACCAAUAAAUAUACAAGAGGAUUAAGUCUCGAUGUUUCGAGCGAAGACCCUUGGUCGGGAGUUAAUUGAACGUUCUCUUAUGUAUUCUUACUUAUUUUUUUACCUUUACCCUUUGUCGUACGCUGCAUAUUUUCCUAUAGUCUUCUAUUUUUGUAUAUUCUGUAGUGUGAUUUGCAUUUUGUUUAUAGUUUGUUUUGACUAUGCUUAUCUGAUACACUUUUGUAUUCAUUUAUAUAAAAACACAGUCGUGUGUUUCCCGAUUCCUGCUACAAACUCCCAACGAAGGACCUUCGCUCAAAACGUUGAUAUCUCUUGUAUAUUUAGGUGCUAUUCAUGCUAUCAUAUUUGGCAUGUUGAAACUUGUAGAAAAAAGAAAAACCUUUCUUACAUAA
Molecule: messenger RNA, 6539 nt
Organism: Paramuricea clavata
Lineage: Eukaryota; Metazoa; Cnidaria; Anthozoa; Malacalcyonacea; Plexauridae
Source: the annotation of a GenBank genome assembly